AUGACCAGAAGAAGAUAUGACGACAAUGAAGAGGACAAAGCCUAUGUGCAUGAUGUGGAAGGAGACAACGAGGAAAUAGAAGACGACUAUAAAGAAGAGAAAGACGAUGACAAGGAAAAUGCAUCUAUGACCAGGAAUAAGAGGGCGACGAUAACGAAUAACAUGGUAAUGGCGAUGAGGGAAACGACGAUGAAGCCGGACAUGACGAGAGAGGACAUAACGACGAGGGAAGUAGCAACAACGAGGGAAACAACAACGACGAACUAUAUAAAGCAGACAGAAUAUUACGACAAAGAAGAAAAAGGAGUCGUCGUCGAAGGAACAGAAAUUAGGGCGGACGGAGACGAAGAAGAUGAAGAAGAGACAUAUGAUGAUGACAAUGAAGAGGACAAAGCCUAUGUGGAUGAUGUCGAAGGAGACGAUGAGGAAAUAGAAGACGACUACAAAGAAGAGAAUGACAAUGACGAGGACGAGGAAAUGGCAUCUAUGACCAGGAAUAAGAGGGUGACAAUAACAAAUAACAUGAAAAGUAUGAUGACCAGAAGAAGAUAUGACGAUGACAAUGAAGAGGACGAAGGCUAUGUGGAUGAUGUGGAAGGAGAUGAUGAGGAAAUAGAAGAUGACUACGAAGAAGAGGAAAAGGCAUCUAAGACCAGGAUUCAGAGGGUGUCAUUAACGAAUAAGAUG
Molecule: messenger RNA, 687 nt
Organism: Cryptotermes secundus
Lineage: Eukaryota; Metazoa; Arthropoda; Insecta; Blattodea; Kalotermitidae
Product: nucleolin
Exons: 3
Source: RefSeq, a predicted model, not a curated record